AAACAAAAACUCAAAUCCAAACCCUCCCCUAUUCCUCCACUCCUCUCCGUUGAGCUCUCUCUAAGUCUCUAGGGUUUUUCUUGCUCCAUCCCAUUCUGAUACUGUGAUACACACAUACACGUAUACUCAUAGAUAGACAUAUAUACAUAUAUAAAUAUAUACACAGUACUACUGCUAGGGUUUCGGGACGAAUCGAGCUUUCAGAAGCAGCAACCAACCAUGUCGCUGAGGCCGAGCGAGAGAACGGAGGUCCGCCGGAACCGGUACAAGGUGGCCGUGGACGCCGACGAGGGCCGCCGGCGACGCGAGGACAACAUGGUCGAGAUCCGCAAGAGCAAGCGCGAGGAGAGCCUUCAGAAGAAGCGCCGCGAGGGCCUCCAGUCACAGCAGUCCUUCUCUUCCUCUCUCCAAACCUCCACCGUAGAAAAGAAGUUGGAGAGUCUUCCGUCGAUGGUUGCUGGGGUUUGGUCCAACGAUAGUAAUUUGCAGCUUGAGGCUACUACGCAGUUUCGAAAGCUGCUUUCGAUUGAAAGAAGCCCCCCAAUUGAGGAAGUUAUUCAAUCUGGGGUUGUUCCUCGGUUUGUUGAGUUUCUUGUAAGGGAGGACUUUCCUCAACUUCAGUUUGAGGCUGCUUGGGCCCUUACAAACAUUGCGUCUGGAACUUCGGAGAACACAAAGGUGGUAAUCGACCAUGGAGCAGUACCAAUCUUUGUUAAGCUACUGGGUUCUCCUAGUGAUGAUGUUCGUGAGCAGGCUGUGUGGGCAUUGGGAAAUGUUGCUGGGGAUUCCCCUAGAUGCCGUGAUCUUGUCCUUAGCCAUGGAGCCUUGAUUCCAUUGCUGGGACAGUUGAAUGAGCAUGCAAAGCUUUCAAUGCUUAGGAAUGCCACAUGGACUCUAUCUAACUUCUGCAGAGGCAAGCCACAACCUCCCUUUGAUCAGGUGAGGCCAGCACUUCCUGCUCUUGAGCGUCUUGUCCAUUCCAAUGAUGAAGAAGUCCUGACAGAUGCCUGCUGGGCUCUCUCUUAUCUUUCUGAUGGUACAAAUGACAAAAUCCAAGCUGUGAUUGAGGCAGGUGUCUGUGCCCGACUUAUUCAGCUCCUCCUACAUCCAUCUCCUUCGGUGCUCAUCCCUGCCCUGCGCACAGUUGGAAAUAUUGUGACAGGAGAUGACAUUCAAACUCAGAGUAUAAUCAACCAUGGCUCACUGCCAUGCCUUCUGAGCCUGUUGACCCACAAUCAUAAAAAGAGCAUCAAGAAAGAAGCUUGCUGGACUAUCUCAAACAUUACAGCUGGAAACAGGGAGCAGAUACAGGCUGUUAUUGAGGCCGGUCUUAUUGGGCCCUUGGUCAAUCUGCUUCAAAAUGCUGAGUUUGAUAUAAAGAAAGAGGCAGCAUGGGCAAUAUCAAAUGCUACAUCGGGUGGUACUCAUGAACAAAUUAAGUACAUGGUGAGUCAGGGUUGUAUAAAACCAUUGUGUGAUCUUCUUGUAUGCCCUGAUGCAAGGAUUGUCACUGUCUGUUUAGAAGGGUUAGAAAACAUUCUGAGAGUUGGGGAAGCAGAGAAGAGUUUGGGUAAAACUGGAGAUGUCAAUUUAUACGCCCAGAUGAUAGAUGAUGCUGAGGGAUUAGAGAAGAUUGAAAAUCUACAGAGUCAUGACAACAAUGAGAUCUAUGAGAAAGCAGUCAAAAUUCUCGAAACGUAUUGGUUGGAGGAUGAUGAUGACACAUUACCUUCAGGUGAUGGCACCCAGCCUGGCUUUGGCUUUGGAGGGAAUGAGGUUCAAGUUCCAACUGGCGGUUUCAACUUUAGCUGAAGGGAUUAUGAUUGUGGAUGGAGCAGAAGUUCAUGCUGCGGAUGGCUAGGUAUAUGUUGGGUCAGGUCAGGGCACCUUUGCUGUGUCUCGUUUCAGUCUCAGUCCUGUGUCCGUUGUAGUCAAAGAAGUGCCAAGGUGGGUCAGUUUAUACUACCAUGUUCAAUAAGGAGGCAGGUUGGUUUAAUUGUGGCAUGAAGGCCUAGUCAGAUGGUCUUGGUGUUUUAACCCUGUACGGUACCACCGAAUGCUGUGGAAGGUGUCCCUAAGAAGUUCAUUGUUGCAUAAGCAGCGCCCCGAUGGAUGUGCUGGUGGGGUUUUUUCAAACGAGUAUUCAGUUGCAUUUUUUUUUUAUCGGAGUCAUGUAUUAGCAGUUUCUAUAUAUAGUCUGGAGUUGUUUUGUGUUUGUCGGUUGGAUAUAGUAUUCAUACACCUCAUUUUCUUGUGUCUGGAAGGAAGAGAAUCAAUGGUAUAUUGGAAUCUUAAUGUGUGACAA
Molecule: messenger RNA, 2305 nt
Organism: Alnus glutinosa
Lineage: Eukaryota; Viridiplantae; Streptophyta; Magnoliopsida; Fagales; Betulaceae
Product: importin subunit alpha-2
Exons: 11
Coding region: 220-1812 (530 amino acids)
Biological process (GO): NLS-bearing protein import into nucleus
Cellular component (GO): nucleus; cytoplasm
Molecular function (GO): protein binding; nuclear import signal receptor activity
Source: RefSeq, a predicted model, not a curated record